This is a messenger RNA of Diversispora eburnea, 2286 nucleotides long. NCBI's taxonomy places the organism in Eukaryota, Fungi, Glomeromycota, Glomeromycetes, Diversisporales, Diversisporaceae. The record is from the annotation of a GenBank genome assembly.
AUGAACCGUCUUAAUUCUUAUUUGAAGGUUUAUAAGCCUUGUUUUUCGUUACUUCCAUUAUCAAGAACUUCAAAGACAACAUACAAUUUUCAUAAUUCGCGGAGCAAUUCUUUUGGUUUUAGGCUAUUUGCUAAUGUAACUGCCGAUAAUGUUGAAACUAUUGACCCUGCGGAUUUAUCUCGUCUGCGACAACUUCGUAACAUUGGUAUAAGCGCCCAUAUUGAUUCCGGAAAAACAACACUUACCGAAAGAGUUCUUUAUUAUACCGGAAGAAUAAAAGCAAUUCACGAAGUUCGUGGUAAAGAUGGAGAAGGCGCUAAAAUGGAUAGCAUGGAAUUAGAACGUGAACGAGGGAUUACAAUUCAAUCUGCAGCUACGUAUUGUAAUUGGAAUUGGGAAUCUCACGGAAAUUAUAAUAUCAAUAUCAUUGAUACACCAGGGCACGUGGACUUCACUAUUGAAGUAGAACGCGCUCUUAGAGUUUUGGAUGGUGCUGUUUUAGUAUUAUGUGGAGUUUCUGGAGUUCAGAGCCAAACUAUCACCGUGGAUCGUCAAAUGCGUCGCUAUAACGUUCCUCGUAUAUCUUUUAUUAACAAGUUGGAUCGUGUUGGUGCGAACCCUUUUUCAAUCAUUGAACAAAUCAGACAAAAACUAAAAAUUACAGCUGCCGCUGUACAAAUUCCAAUUGGUCUUGAAGAUAAUCUUAAAGGUGUUGUUGAUUUAAUUAAAUGGAAGGCCUAUUAUAAUGAAGGCAACCGCGGUGUUAAGGUAAUAGAAAAAGAAAUUCCGGAAGGAUUAAUUAAAUUAGCCUCCGAAAAACGUCAAGAAUUAAUUGAAAAUUUAGCUGAUGUGGAUGAUCAAAUUGCCGAUAUAUUUUUAUCGGAAGGUACUCCCACUUCUCAACAAUUAAUGGAUGCCGUACGUCGUUCAACCGUUGCAAACAAAUUUUCCCCAGUUCUUAUGGGUUCAGCAUUUAAGAAUACCGGUGUUCAGAAAGUUCUUGAUGCCGUUUGUGCAUUCUUACCUAACCCUUCCGAAGUUCAUAAUACUGCACUUGAUUUAAAUCAAAAAGAGGCAAAAGUUGAUCUCCUCCCAUAUUCUAAAAAUCCUUUUGUUGGUUUGGCGUUUAAAUUGGAAGAUGGAAAAUAUGGUCAAUUAACUUAUAUCAGAGUUUAUCAGGGUGCUCUGAAAAGAGGUUCGUUUGUAAUUAAUUCAAGAACCUUAAAAAAAGUUAAAGUUCCAAGGCUCGUUCGUAUGCAUUCCAAUGAAAUGGAGGAUGUUGAAGAAGUUGGUGCUGGAGAAAUUUGUGCUUUGUUUGGUGUAGAUUGUUCUUCUGGGGAUACAUUUACUGAUGGAGUUCUAAGUUAUUCAAUGACAUCCAUGUUUGUACCAGAUUCUGUGAUAUCAUUGUCACUUUCACCAAAGGUUAAAGAUACUACCAAUUUUUCAAAAGCUUUAGGUAAAUUUCAGAAGGAAGAUCCUACGUUUCGAGUUUCUUAUGAUGUCGAAAGUAAAGAAACUAUUAUAUCAGGAAUGGGUGAAUUACAUUUAGACAUUUAUGUUGAACGUAUGCGAAGAGAGUAUAAUGUCGAUUGUGUUACUGGAAAACCACAAGUUGCUUUCCGUGAGACUAUAAUGUCUAAGGCGAAAUUUGAAUAUACACAUAAGAAACAAACAGGUGGUGCAGGUCAAUAUGGUAAAGUUAUUGGAUAUAUUGAACCACUGAUUGUGGAAGAGGAUGAGGAACCACUUCCAAUUUUUGAAAGUCGAGUUGUUGGUGGACAUAUUCCUUCCAAUUAUAUUCCAGCUGUUGAAAAAGGUUUCUUAGAUGGAUUGGGAAAAGGAACUUUAAUUGGUCAUCCCGUAAAGAAUGUUCGGUUUGUUCUGGAAGAUGGUACAUAUCAUGCUGUAGAUUCUUCCGAACUUGCAUUUCGUCUUGCCGCACUAUAUGCAUUCAGGGAAGCAUUUCUUAGGGCAAAACCUGUAAUUUUAGAACCUAUAAUGAAUGUAUCUAUCAUGGCACCACUUGAAUUUCAAGGAGCAGUAAUAGGAAACUUGAAUAAACGAAAAGGUACCAUUGUAAACACUGAAGUUCAAGAUGAUCUUUUUGUGGCAAAUGCGGAAGUUUCUUUGAAUAAUAUGUUUGGAUAUUCAUCAGAUUUAAGAAGUCUUACACAGGGUAAAGGAGAAUUCUCUAUGGAAUACAAGACUCAUCAACCUGUCAUGCCUUAUAUUCAAGAAGAAUUAAUGGCCGAAUAUAAAAAGAAAAUGGCCGAGAAAAAAUAG